GUUGCAAAAUCAAUCAAUAAAUUUUCUUCUCAUUGCUUUCUCUCACGAUCUUCUCUCUCCGAAUAUAUAUAUAUAUAUAUAUGUUGACUGGAGAGGGAAAGAAAAUGAAAAAAAGAAGAGUAAUUGAGUGAAAGAAAGACAAUCCUAUCUCUUCACAACUCUUUUCUACUUUCUACGACGAUUUUGUUGUCGAUUCUCAAAAAUGUUUGCAUGUUAAUGUUCAAUCGUCGAGGUUCGUAUAGGGUUCGCUGACUUCUUUCAGGUUUCUUAUUAUUGGCUGUAAGGUAAUGCAAUGGAGCAGUUUUCAGAGGAUACCACUUCUUGUCAUUCAAAGAUUCCGAUUAAUGUUUCCAAGGCAGUGGGAAGUAGAGCAUGGGGAGUCUCGUCUAGAUCUGAUGUAUAUCGUCCCUCAAGUGAUGCUACCCUUUUCUUUACUUCAUUGCCGGUUCUUCCACAUGAUAAGUUGAACUUAAAUAAUACAGUUUAUGGAAUUCAAUCUGUUGAUGAUAUCUCAUCCAGCUUAAACAAAUUCCAUCCAGAUGUUGAAGGUAUGGACCUGCUUGAAGAUGUCGAAAAUCAAGCAAUUGGAAGCUUGCUUCCUGAUGAUGAGGAUGAACUUUUAGCUGGCAUAAUGGAUGGUUUUGACUGUAGUGGGUUUCCUAAUCAAUUGGAUGACUUGGAAGAGUCUGAUCUUUUUGGCAGUGGAGGCGGCCUGGAAUUGGAAUCUGAUCCACAGGAAAGUUUGGGUAAGAUUAUGUCAAAGAUAAAUUUAUCUGAGGGUGUUGUUGGGAAUGGAGUUGCUCAUUAUGGCUUUGCAAAUGGCGUGGGAAAUAUUGCUGGAGAACAUCCUUAUGGGGAGCAUCCUUCCAGAACGUUAUUUGUUCGAAACAUUAAUAGUAAUGUUGAGGACUCGGAGCUGAGAACUCUCUUUGAGCAAUACGGCGACAUCAGAACUCUAUACACUGCAUGUAAACAUAGGGGCUUUGUGAUGAUAUCUUAUUAUGAUAUCCGUGCUGCUCGAAUUGCUAUGAGGGUAUUGCAAAACAAGCCACUAAAGCGGAGGAAACUGGACAUCCACUUCUCAAUUCCAAAGGAUAACCCAUCAGAUAAGGACAUUAAUCAAGGAACUUUAGUAGUUUUUAAUUUGGAUCCUUCGGUUUCUAAUGAUGACCUUCGUCAAAUAUUUGGGGCUUAUGGCGAGGUUAAAGAGAUAAGGGAAACACCACACAAGAGGCAUCAUAAGUUCAUUGAAUUUUAUGAUGUUAGAGCCGCUGAAGCAGCACUUAGGUCCUUAAAUAUGAGUGACAUAGCUGGUAAACGCAUAAAGCUUGAACCAAGCCGCCCUGGAGGAGCACGUCGAAACCUUAUGUUGCAACUGAACCAAGAGCCUGAACAAGAUGAAUCUCGGAGUUUCCGGCUUCAAAUGGAUUCCUCAAUAACCAACUCCCCUCCAGGUUGCUGGCCGCUUUUUGGCAGCCCUAUAGAAUGUAGUCCUCUGCAAACUCUCAGUCAUUCCCCUGGCUUCAGGUCUCCAAGUUCCACAAUUGGGAAUAAUAUACCUGGAUUAGCUUCAAGUCUGCAUCCUCAGAUAUCAAACUCUGCAAGGGUUGCACCUAUUGGCAAUGGAAGAGUUAGCCAUGUGGAGCAUAAAUUUACCAACACAAAUUCAAACCAUGGAGCUUCCAUUCAACAGUCUCAUUCAUUCCCAGAGCCAAAGCUGAAUCAGUAUUCUGGGACCAUGCCCUCUUUUGGUGCUGCAAGUUCAAAUGGAUCCGGUAUUGAAACAUUGUCUGGGCCACAAUUUCUUUGGGGAAGUCCUAAUCUGUACCCAGAGCAAACUAAUUCUUCUGCCUGGCGAACACCAUCUAUGGGCCAUCCACUUACAUCAAGUGGACAGAGCCAUGGCCUCCCAUUUACCAAUCACCACGGAUCUUUCCUCGGUUCAUCUCAACACUAUCCUCGUCAUCACGUUGGAUCUGCCCCAGCUGGUGUUCCUUUAGAAAGGCAAUUUGGUUUUUACCAGGACUCUCCAGAAACAUCAUUCAUGAGUCCUGUUAUCUUUGGAGGAAUGGGUUUAAGCCACAAUGACGGCAGUUUUUUGAUGAAUGUGGGUGCCCGUGCUGCUGUGAAUGCUGGCGCUGCUGUUUUAGGAAACAUAUCAGAAAAUGGUUCUCCUGUUCUGAGGAUGAUAUCUUUGCCAAGGCUUAGUCCUGUAUUCCUAAGUAAUGGUCAUUACCCGGGAUUGACACCCACCAGCAUGGAGGGUUUUGAGCGUGGACGAAGCCGGCGUGUUGAGAACAAUGUGAACCAGAUAGAUAGCAAGAAACAGUUUCAGCUUGAUUUGGAUACGAUUACAAGUGGUGAAGAUACUCGGACAACUUUGAUGAUUAAAAACAUCCCGAACAAGUACACCUCAAAGAUGUUGCUAGCUGCAAUUGAUGAAAAUCACAGGGGCACCUAUGAUUUUCUCUAUCUGCCCAUUGAUUUCAAGAAUAAAUGUAAUGUGGGUUAUGCAUUUAUCAAUAUGCUCUCUCCUUCACACAUUGUUCCGUUCUAUGAGGCAUUUAAUGGAAAGAAGUGGGAGAAGUUCAACAGUGAGAAAGUUGCUUCAUUGGCAUAUGCCCGAAUUCAGGGAAAGGAAGCCCUUGCCACCCACUUCCAGAAUUCCAGUUUGAUGAAUGAAGACAAGCGGUGCUGGCCAAUUCUUUUCCACUCGGAUGACUCUGAGGCUGUUGAUCAGAUUAUCCCGGAUCAUCUUCUGAUGAAUGGUUUGAACAUCCAAGUCCAUCAAUCAAAUGAGUCUCGCGCAGGGGAUUCGCUGGGAAGUCCAUCAGAGGGCAGUCCAGAUGAGAGCUAACAGCAUAACAGUAGUGAGAUCGAAGCUGAUUGCCCACAGUCCAAAUUAGUGGUGGCUGUGAUAUAUAUAUGUAUAUAUAUUUCUAUAAGUUUAGAAGGUGAACCAGAGAGAGGAAGCUUGUAGAUUUUGUAUCAUAGUUUGACAUUUCGCAAGAGAGCUUUGGGAGCUGCAGCAGCAGGGGUAUUUUGACUGAUGUGCAGAUCAAUGGUUACCAUAUGCAUCAAUCAACCAGUAUGUGCAUGGUAUAUCCUCUCAUUGCUUCAAUUUGGAGUCUUUGUUUUUUUGUUGAUAUUUUUUUACUAGAGGUUGGGUAAAUCAAUCUGCAAAUAUUAUGUUUAUUUUGGAAUACUAUAAUAGUAAGUAUAUGAGAAAAAUGUGCAUUGUGGGUUGAACUUUUUCGGCAGGUGAAGUGUAGUUGGGCCUAUCUACAAUUUGUAAAGUGGGAAGACACAAUGUCAUUUGUUAAUCUUAUUAUCGACUUAAAUGAAAAUGUGUAAUUUUGAGGCAUGAGAUUGUACA
Camellia sinensis is the source of this 3376-nucleotide messenger RNA. Its product is annotated as protein MEI2-like 2. Gene Ontology annotation, molecular function: RNA binding. The record is from RefSeq and is a predicted model, not a curated record. NCBI's taxonomy places the organism in Eukaryota, Viridiplantae, Streptophyta, Magnoliopsida, Ericales, Theaceae.